Drepanopeziza brunnea f. sp. 'multigermtubi' MB_m1 is the source of this 2697-nucleotide messenger RNA. RefSeq lists its product as uncharacterized. NCBI's taxonomy places the organism in Eukaryota, Fungi, Ascomycota, Leotiomycetes, Helotiales, Drepanopezizaceae. Gene Ontology annotation, biological process: ubiquitin-dependent protein catabolic process. Gene Ontology annotation, molecular function: ubiquitin protein ligase activity. The record is from RefSeq and is a predicted model, not a curated record.
AUGCGACCUCCGAGAGUUGUUAUAGCCGUGGCCUUCUUCAUGACCACGCUGCUCUUGACGUUUCUUUCUCUUCGAUCAUCUCACGCGCCGUCUAAGAUACCUUCAAACCUUCCUACAGUGGCGAAAACUUCCGGCGUACAGUCCUUCUUCUCAUUCCGAACGCCCUUUUCUCUAUUUCCACCGAAUGCUAUUAUAACUUUGACGCACGAUAACACGACUGCUUUCUUAGCACGACCUGCGAACUUCGGCCCGCUGCUUCCGCCAGAUGGUCUCAAGGGACAAGUGUGGAUAGGGAGCGGCUUUGGAGACGAUGGCACACGGCAAGGUGCGAUUUCUGCUGCCGCUGAGGGAGAACUAGGCUGCAGUGAUGUGCCUGGCUGGGGAGACGACUAUCUAAGGUUGAGCGCGUUGACAUCCGAAGUUGGCAAAUCGACAGACGGAAAGACUGCGACAACUGCGGGGAAGCAAAAGCCGCAAAAACGGUCAAGCGACGAGGACGGCCCAUUCGGUGACCGGACCGAGCAGGAAGAAGGCAUUUCUGGUGCGAAAGAUAGGGAGCCGAGGCCCCUUGCGGAUGAUGGUACCGACGACUACCUCCACCACCCCUUACCAGAGUCGACGGUUUCAAAGCCGAAUGCGAAGAACUCUGCGGAGGUGAAAGGGGACCACGCGGAUAUCCAAUCAAUACAAGAAGGGGCUGAAAUUGCGGGAAAGAUUGUGCUUCUGAGCCGAGGUGGAUGUGGAUUUCUGGAGAAGGUCAAAUGGGCACAGAGGAGAGGGGCAAUUGCUCUGAUGGUAGGUGAUAAUCAGCCAGGCGGACCGUUGAUUCAGAUGUAUGCUCGAGGGGAUACAUCAAACGUCACGAUACCAUCUAUCUUCACGUCGAGGACUACAGCACAUCUUUUAUCGUCUCUGAUUGGGCCGGGAAGAUCCAUCCAAGAUGUAAUCGAUGAGACUGGGAAACCAGCCCUGAAGGUCCAGCAUACGGAUAAGAAGAAAGGAGGAAGCUAUCAGGAUUCCAGGCCAAAUUUUACCCCUACGACUGCUUUUCCAAGAGCGACUGGGGUCACUCGAAUAGCUUCGAAGGCGGGACACAAGAAGCCUUCCCAAAAGACGAAAGAGGAGACUUCCGAGAAAUCAGUCGACAAGCCAGGGUGGCUCAAGUCUCUGUUCUUCGGUCCCGGCAAAGGAUCCAAGUCAGAAGCCAGUCGUCCACCAAGUAGUGGGCGACUUGGCUGGGUUCUUGUUGACGAAUGGAAAGAUGAUGACGAGCCAAAGACCAAGAAGAUUUCAACGGAUACCAGUCAGAAGAUCGAGGAUAAUAUCGCUGUACCAGACCCAAACCCGGCUUCCAAAGGAAACUCUGGUGAUGAUUUCGUGAUUGGCGUUCAAGAUUGGCGUGAUCCGGACCUUGUUGGAGAGCCGAGGGUGAAGGAUGCUGAUGGUGGCAAGAAGGUGCUUCCAUCGAAGCCUAAUGGAAUUUCAGAUGUGGCAACCGAGAGAUCUCCGGUUCUAAGCAAGUCUGGCAAGAAGCAUCUUGGUGGCGCUCUUCAAGAAAUUCCGGACUUCCUUCCACCGCUUAGGGGCGGCAGCAUCACACCGGGAAGUGGGGAGUACAAAGCAAAGAACACGGGAGGAGAACAAGCCCAGCAAGAGAAUGAGCCUCAGACAGAGUCUCUCUUCGCUGAUGGCAAGUCGAAAGGCAUACUUACAACCAUUUUUGGAGAUGAUGAGGAGAAUGUCGAGUUCUUACCGAGCGAAAAGGCAGAGCUGGAAGAAGCAGGCGAAGAAUACGAAGACGGUGAUAGCGAAGAUGAAGGAUUAUGGGUCACAUUGACGCCAACAAGUGGAGCGAGUCCAUUCCUAGAUACACUGUUGGUUUUAGUCGUGAGUCCAUUGGUCACUUUGACUAUUGUUUACGCUCUCCUUUUGAUCAGGUCACGAAUACGGCGCCGUCGAUGGAGGGCACCAAAAUCUGUGGUCGAAAGACUGCCAGUUAGAACCUACCAAACAGUACUCCCAUCUGGUAGCGCUUCGCCCAGAACUCCAAGUCCAAGUAGCUCCUCGGCCAACACUCCACUCCUUUCAAGCUCGCCACCUAGUAGGCCGCGUCCGAGAUCGAGGACUACAACUGGGAUACCAGAACCAGGAGACUUGGUGCGAAUAAACUCGAGUCCUUUACAAAUGCCAGCGAUACCGCCUCGAGCACCAGAGCACGAGAAAAAUGCAAGCGAGUCUAGCGAAUGGAAGAAGCACAUGAGCAAGCAGGUCGAGUGUGUUGUCUGUCUUGAGGAGUACGUCGAUGGUGUCAGCCGUGUGAUGAGUCUACCAUGUGGUCACGAAUUCCACGCGGAUUGCAUUACGCCCUGGCUGACUAAACGACGCCGAACGUGUCCUAUCUGUAAAGGCGACGUCGUGCGCUCUCUUGCGAGGGGCUCUCCAGCAGGCCCACGCUACGAGCCUUACCACGACGACAGCGACGACGACGCCCAAGUUGAAGCCGCAGAAACCGUAGACGAGCCUUCGUCAUCCGCCCUACCCAUAGCGGGCAGCUUCGGCAGCAACGACGUCGAGCAAGCAUCGCCCACGCGACCACGAAGAAGCCAGCAGGCAAGCAGCUGGCGCGCUCUACUGGCGAACAGUCUUGGCUCCUCAUCUCGGAGUCCGCAGCCACCACAGGAGGACCGAGAUCGAUGA